Messenger RNA from Spathaspora passalidarum NRRL Y-27907, 2243 nucleotides. It is a transcript of the gene GLC3, whose product is annotated as 1,4-alpha-glucan branching enzyme. NCBI's taxonomy places the organism in Eukaryota, Fungi, Ascomycota, Pichiomycetes, Serinales, Debaryomycetaceae. The transcript has a single exon. The record is from RefSeq and is a predicted model, not a curated record. Gene Ontology annotation, molecular function: hydrolase activity, hydrolyzing O-glycosyl compounds; cation binding; 1,4-alpha-glucan branching enzyme activity. Gene Ontology annotation, cellular component: cytoplasm. Gene Ontology annotation, biological process: glycogen biosynthetic process. Bases 35 to 2131 code for a protein of 698 amino acids.
UUCACUUUUAUUAUAUUCAAUUGAUUAAUCCACAAUGGCUUCCAACGACUCAGACAGAGCCUUAAUCAAAGGCGCUUUAGACUUAGAUCCUUGGUUAGAACCAUUCUCACAAGGAUUGAUUUACCGUCAAAAGGAAUUCAGAAGAUGGUAUAAAGAUUUACAAAAUUCCGAAGGUUCAUUACUUAAGUUUGCUGAUUCUUACAAGACUUAUGGUAUUCACGGAAAUCACCAAACUAAGGAAAUUGUUAUUACUCAAUAUAUCCCUGAAGUCGAAGAAGUCUCCUUGGUUGGUGAUUUCAACAAUUGGAACACUGAAACUCACAAAUUGAACAAAGUUAACAAUUUUGGACUUUGGUCUCUUACCAUUCCUCCAGUCAAUGGUCAAUUUGCCAUUGCUCAUGAUUCUAGAUACAAAAUUGCCAUGAAACUUUCUUCUGGUGAACACAUCUAUAGAUUAGAUCCUUGGGCUCACCGUGCUACUCCAAAUGACACUCAUACAGUUUAUGAAGGUAGAUUCUGGAAUCCUGAAACUGAAUAUCAAUUCAAAAACAAGAGACCUCAAAUUCACCUGCCACAAGGUAUUAGAGUUUAUGAAGCCCAUGUUGGUAUUUCUACCCCAGAACCAAAGAUUGGAUCUUACAAGAAUUUCACUCAAAACAUCUUACCAAAAAUCCAUGAAUUGGGUUACAACACCAUUCAAUUGAUGGCUGUUAUGGAACAUGCUUAUUAUGCUUCUUUUGGUUACCAAAUUACUAGUUUCUUUGCUAUUUCUUCCAGAUAUGGAUCGCCAGAAGACUUGAAAGAAUUAAUUGACACUGCCCAUGGAUUGGGUAUUCGUGUUUUACUUGAUGUUGUUCAUUCUCAUGCUUCUAAGAAUGUUGAAGAUGGUUUAAAUAACUUCAAUGGUACUGACCAUUACUUGUUCCAUGGUGGUGCUAGAGGUAACCACGAUUUAUGGGAUUCUCGUUUAUUCAACUAUACCAACCAUGAAACCUUAAGAUUCUUAUUAUCUAACUUGAAAUUCUUCAUUGAUGUUUAUCAAUUUGAUGGUUUCAGAUUUGAUGGGGUCACCAGUAUGCUUUACAAGCACCAUGGUUUAAGUUUUGGUUUCAGCGGUGAUUACAAUGAAUAUUUCAACCCCGACUGGGUUGAUGUUGAAGCUAUUGUCUACUUGAUGUUGGCUCAUCAAAUGAUGGAUGAAAUAAGCUCUCAACAAAGUAUUGAAUUCACUACUAUUGCUGAAGAUGUCUCUGGUAUGCCAACUUUAUGUUUACCAAUUUCCGCUGGUGGGGUUGGUUUCAACUACCGUUUGUCCAUGGCUAUCCCAGAUAUGUGGAUUAAGAUUUUGAAACAUUUAUCUGAUGACCAAUGGGAUCUCCACAAUAUUGUCCACACAUUAACCAACAGACGUCAUGGUGAAAAGUGUAUUGCUUAUGCCGAAUCUCAUGAUCAAGCUUUGGUUGGUGACAAGACCAUUGCUUUCUGGUUAAUGGAUAAAGAAAUGUAUACUAAUAUGUCUACUUUAACCGAAUUGACUCCUAUCGUCGACAGAGGUUUAUCUUUACAUAAGAUGAUUAGAUUGCUUACUUUUGGUCUUGGUGGUGAAGGAUACCUUAACUUUGAAGGUAAUGAAUUUGGUCAUCCUGAAUGGUUGGAUUUCCCUAGAGUUGGUAAUGGUGAAUCAUACCAUUAUGCUAGAAGACAAUUUAACUUGAUUGACGAUGAUUUAUUGCGUUAUAAGUUUUUGUUUAGAUUUGAUGGUGCUAUGCAACAUCUUGAUGAAAAAUACGGUGUCUUGGAUACCCCACAAGCUUAUGUUUCCUUGAAGCAUGAAGGUGAUAAGGUUGUUGUUUUUGAAAGAAAUGGUUUAUUGUUUAUUUUCAACUUCCAUCCAACCCAAUCCUUCCCAGAUUACAAGGUUGGUGUUGAAGCUGCUGGUACUUACCAAAUAGUUUUGAAUUCUGAUGCUGAAGAAUUUGGUGGUCAUUCAAGAAUUCAAGAACUUGAUGCUAAUGGUAAGCCACAACAAUACUUUACCAAUAAGGAAUACUGGAACCACAGAGCUAACUCUUUGUUUGUUUAUAUUCCUUGCAGAACAGCCAUUGUUUUACAAUUGCAACAAAAGGUUUAAAAUAGUUUUCCAAAAUAGUUUAGACAAAAAAAAAUUUUUUAGAUGACGUUAACUUAGGUGUAGUUGUAUUGUCGAUUCAUUAGUAGGCAUGAAACAAUGUGCUUGUAGCGUG